GAGAGAGAAAUGUCGAAACUAAGAUUCACAAAAAAAAGUAAAAAAGUAAAAAAUAAAACAAAAUAAGACAAAAAUAUACCCUGGGAUACGUAUGAGGGUAAAUUGUGAGGGCGGUGAGCUUGAGCGAGGGUGGUUACAGGAGCCUGUACGGAGGUCUGUCCGCGGGACUCCAGAGACAGAUGUGUUUCGCCAGCAUACGGUUGGGCCUCUACGACGGUGUGAAGUCACGCUACGCUGGAAUCAUCGACGGUAAUAACAGGAGCGGAUCGAAGAACGUUUCCGUACGAAUCGCCGCCGGGAUCACAACCGGCGCAAUGGCGGUGCUUUUUGCUCAGCCGACCGAUGUCGUCAAGGUCCGUCUGCAGGCUGGUAGCAACGGACGAUCAGCGGUGAGGUACAGCUCGACCCUGCAGGCGUACAAGAAUAUCGCUGCCGAGGAAGGGACCCGAGGCCUUUGGAAAGGUGCGUCAAUUAUUCCAAGUUCGCAGUUUCCUUUUGUUGAAGCAAGAAGUAAUUUCUUGAGUAUUGGAAAGCCUCCGCAUCCUGAAAUGCAGGCUUUCCAUAUACCUGAGAGUACACAGGUAUAAAAACACGCAUUGUCG
Molecule: messenger RNA, 602 nt
Organism: Megalopta genalis
Lineage: Eukaryota; Metazoa; Arthropoda; Insecta; Hymenoptera; Halictidae
Source: RefSeq, a predicted model, not a curated record